AUGGCACAUUAUCACUCAAACCCUACGUACUUGGAAAUGGAAGAUUUAGUUCAUCGAGCAGUGCUUUCGCAGAGAGAAGGCAAUCUGAGCACAUUUAUGGAGAAUUUGAACCAGAUGCAAACUAUUGUCGAACGCGACUACGGAUUAGACAAACAAUCGGUUGAAGACUCAAGCGUGAACUAUCAGUCGGCAAAUCAAGGAAGCAUUCCAUCAACUAGCUUAAUGGUUGAUAUCCGUCUAAUUCGAUUGGAUAUCAAUGCAAUCUAUGUACAAUUAAUGUUGAUGUCGAUAGAGGAUAAUUCUCAACGGAAACUAGGCAAAGUCAUUCGUGUCGAAACUUACUCCCAAUAA
Messenger RNA from Adineta ricciae, 351 nucleotides. The record is from the annotation of a GenBank genome assembly. Lineage: Eukaryota; Metazoa; Rotifera; Eurotatoria; Adinetida; Adinetidae.